Molecule: messenger RNA, 1174 nt
Organism: Colletotrichum godetiae
Lineage: Eukaryota; Fungi; Ascomycota; Sordariomycetes; Glomerellales; Glomerellaceae
Exons: 1
Coding region: 138-845 (235 amino acids)
Source: RefSeq, a predicted model, not a curated record
AGCUUGGUCCGGCGUUUGCACUGGUCUCUGAGUCUUCCUGUGCUAGACGCAUCUGAAGUCUAAGAAUUGGUGGCCGAUGCCCAGUCUGCCUGGCUUGGCCCUGGGAUCUCCUUUGGCCGAGACACUUGUGUCCCUGCAUGGAUCGACGCUGCAUUUCGAUUACAUACACGAUCCCCAAAGGCACGGACCCAUCUACUCAAUGGUACGUCCGGUGUCAAGUGCCGCGAUUGUUCUUCCCUUUGUUCCUUGCGGUGGACGGGAGGCAUAGCACAAAGAAGGGCAAGGAGCUUUCCGCAGGUUGGGCGUGUGGAUAUUGGUGCCAAGAUUUGGUAAAUCGCGUUUCUCUCCUCUUGGUUCAUGGAGUUGUCCGUGUUGUGCUCAAGUUUCUCUGCGCAAAUCCGAUGAAACUCGGCAAGCCUGCCAUGCGAAAAGGCAAACACGAAUCAGUCCAGUCACAGAGCACAAUGACUUGGUUCUCUCUUCAGGUCGGCGGGCGGGCACAGUGGCUUUCUGAAGUGUUUCUCAAAGGCAGAUGGGCGGUAAUCUUAUCCCACCGGCUGGCUUUUCAUCUUUGCAGCAUAUUUCCUGUUCCUGCUCCUUCGCGGCAAGAUGAUAGUGGGCGAUGGAUGGAAACCCAUGAGUUCCAAGAGGAACUGGACUCUGGAGCACUUACUGUGACCUCCGGUGCUACUGGACAUGCACGAAUCCGUCGCCGCUCAGAACAACCUCACCACCUCACGCAAGUCACCAGUGACCAGACGCAUGGACGGAGGAUCCACUGCCACGAGGUUCGAUUGUCUGUCCCAUCGAUCCUUGGCCCCGCAGCCACAGACUGGGCCCGUUGACCAGCCACACACGCGCAACAAGGUAUCACGGACUUGCUAAGUUGCUCCUGAGAGUUCGACGGGAAGAGACCCCUGAUCCAUGACAAGCGGCAUCCACUUCCAGUUCUUCCAUGCGCGUGUUAAGGCUUCAUCCGGGUAAGGGUGUUGGAGAUUUCGCAGACCGCGUUGUUGGUGAACGGCUCCGCAGGGCCAAGUAGGUGAGCAAGUAAGCAAGUGAGGUAGGUAUGUAGGAUGUUGUUGUUGACUCUCGAGCCCAUUACCCGUACCCUCUUCCCCCCCGGCCGGACUGUUUUAGUAUACCUAGAGGGGCUUGCUCACUAAGAGUUGAU